UUAUAAUUGUGUAAAAUAUUUAGGGGACAUAUUGUGAAAUAGAGCGGAUCACAUGACAAGUCUGUAAAAACUUUACCCUUUUAAAUGUCUGGCAAGCUGUUAACAAUUUAUACACCUUUUAUUUUGAAAGGAAUGUUGCCGGAAGUUGGGCUUCCUGUUCGGGCAACUUGAAAGUACGUGUUUUCCUUGUCAUAAACAUGGAUGUGAGUCAGAUAAUCGAUCCUCUUGUUUGUCUGUGCUAUCAUGAGAUGCAGCAUCAGCCUCUGAAAACACUGAAGGAAAACUUCACCUUGAGACGUUCACCGGAAAUUUGAAAAUACGGCGGUUAGUUUUUCUCGGGUAAAGAGAAGCUAAGCCCACCGAGGAAGUGAGUCCCUCCUUUUGUCUCCAACGGCUGUGUUGUUUUUCUUUACCGUGUCAACAUGGACAUGUACGGAUACAGCGGGGUCUUCUUGGUGAAACGGUUCUUGGAUAGUUCUCCCUUUGAAGUCACAAACAUGUCCGACAUCAACAAGGCGAACCCUCACGGCUGCGAUAACGGAGCUUUGACGGACAGGUUCGGUGUCUUAAUCCAGGGACUCCUGGCCAUCGUCGCUUUCAGUACCCUGAUGUUGAAGAGGUUCCGCGAGCCUGCUGGGAUCAGACGACCAUGGAGGAUCUGGUUUUUCGACACGUCCAAACAGGCCAUUGGUGCUCUGUUCAUCCACUUUGCCAAUGUCUUCCUGUCCACGCUCACCAAAGAAGACCCGUGCUCCCUGUAUCUGAUGAACUUCCUGCUAGACGCCACGCUAGGGAUGCUGGUCAUCUGGCUGGCCGUCAAGUUGGUGUCCAAGCUGGUGGAGUACAAGCAGUGGACGCUGCUGAUGUUUGGAGAAUAUGGUGAUCCUCCUCAGGCAGCAGCGUGGCUGGGUCAAUGCGGCAUCUACCUGCUCAUCAUGGUGCUGGAGAAAGGUGUGAUCAGCCUGGUUCUGCUUGUCCCCGGAUGGUCCAAACUGCAGGAGGUGUUGCUGAGCUACAUUGCAAACCCUCAGCUGGAGCUGGUGCUGGUUAUGCUCAUCGUGCCCUUCAUAGUCAAUUCCAUCAUGUUCUGGGUGGUGGACAGCCUGAUGAUGAGGAAGUACAAGACGAUGAAGAGCCUGGACGACUCCUGCGACAGCUCGGUGAAGAAAGCUGACUCGCUGCCCUGGAUGAACAACGAGGAGUCACGGGUCCUGCUGACCGUUGAGACAGACACAGACGAGGCUUCAGAGGGAGAAGAGGAGCCUGGCGAUGUGGGACCAGUCCCCCAAGUGCAUUACUCGGGAGGACCGCUGAGACCCAGCUGGGUGGUGGUGUAAACCCAGGUGACGUGACCUCCUACUCAUCUAUCCACUGUCCACUCACACUAUACAAAACACCCUUAGUAGCCUGAAUACGGACGAAAACAAACAAAAAAACCUUGCAUCCUUAUCUCCUCUGAUUAAAGGUCUAAAUAUCAGCUUCUUUGCAAGCACAAUUUAAAGGUCAUAUAACCUGUGAAUGUGAACACUACAGCCAUAGCUGCCUUCUUCUGCACUGAAGGUGUGAAUAGCUACAACCAGAGCUUGACUCAGUAUAUGCAUGUUAAUCAAAUAGCAUUUUGGGAGUUAGAAGCUCUUUAUCCUCUCACCUUGCUGCCUCUGUUUGCUGCAAGAGAGAACAUCAGAGUAACCACAACUGAGCGCGUGGGGAGAGGGAUUAUUAAGGAGUGCAGCACCCGCAGGGUGAAAUGUACGGGUGGUAGUGACAAAGACUGAAAUAUAUCUGUCUUUCUUCACACUGGGGACUUUUGGGAAUGAUGUUGCUGUAAAGGAGAGUCGUUUAUCAUGUAUCAUAUUCCAAAGAGGAGCAAACCAGUGAAGUAUAUAUACAUAGAUAUAUAAAAGUGCUCUAAAACUUUACUCUUUCAAAUAUAAUCACAUCCACCUUUUUAAUUAAGGUGGAAUUAUAAUCAUUCCUGUGUGUUCUCCCUCUGGCUGCUUACUUUCAGUUGGAAGGAUGAUCAGUGGUGUUUUUUUUUUUUUUUUGUAUUUUUUUAAAAACACACACAUGUUGAUUCACUGUCUCCCGCGACCUUGACAAACCAAACAUGUUGUUAAUGUGAUUAUAUGGAGAAGUUUUACUCCUUUUGCAACAGGCUGCUUUUAAAGUGAACAUAUGUGGCUGGAAAAGUGGUUCAUGCCGUGACUGAAAAGGAUCAGGUCACAGUAUAUUUCCACAGUGAUGUUCAUAUUAGUGAUAUGGGAUGGAAUAUUAGAGCCACUGUUGGGGUACAAUAAAGUUGUAAUUUUAUGAGAAAAAGUGCUAAUGUUGAGGAAAAACUUUAUGAUAUUAAAAAGUAAUAAUUUAUAAGAAAACAUGAGAAAAAUUCUGAGAGUAGGAAUAAUAUUUUGAGAAAAACAUUUAGUCUUAAGUUUUGCGAGAAAAACAUCAUAAGUUUGAUUCUCUCCAGGGAAUAGUUACACAUUUUGGCUUUCUUGCCGAGAGUUAGAUGAGAAAAUUGAUACAACCUAUGUAGCUAGAACCAGGAGACAGUUAGCUUAGCUUAGCAUAAAGACUGGAAAUGGGAAAACAAGUAAUGUGGCUCUGUCCAAAGGUAACAAAAUCCACCUGCUAGGUCUAAAGCUCACUAAUUAAUACACCAGUGUGAAAAGGGCACAGUGUGAUGUCAUGGAGAGAGUAUAUGGGCAGCUAUUUUUUAGCCGGGUGUAGUGACUUCCUGGACUUCCUACCUUUGGACAGAGCUGUUUUCAGUCUUUAUGCUAAGCUAAGCUAAACUAAUCAUCUCUUGGCUGUAGCCUCACAUGGCGUACAGAUUCAACUUUGGGCAAAAAGGGAAUAAACAUUUUUCAAAAUGGGAAACUAUUAUUUUAAAUUACUUUGUCUGGUAAGAAUGGCCAUUUUGAUUGGCAGUGUUUUUCAAAAUAAGACAUCCUUUUUCCUCAAAAUGUUACGACUUAAUUCUUCUCAUGAGUUUUUUUUAUCUUUAGAUUAAGAAUAGCUUUAUUUUGUCAAUAUUAAUACAGUAUUUAUUCUCAUAACAUCAAUAUUUCAUGUCACAAUAUUACAACUCUCCACUCAGAAUCUUAUUUUUUCUCUUAAGAAUGGUCCUAAUCAUAGUAAUACCCUCUGUGGGAAGAUGCAGCAGCUGUUUGCAAGUUAUGGCACAAUUUUAUUUAUUCUGUUUAUAUUUUACAUGUAUCUGACUUUAUAUAAUUGUGGUCCAAUCUGUGGUAACAACAGUGGAAUAGAAGGUUUUUAUUGUGUGAUGUAAAUGGAAGAAUUUUCAGAAUAAUUGCCAAACUUCAGUUUUUUAUUCAGUAUGAAUUAAAGUAGGUGAUCGAUGUAUGUGUCUUUAUAUAUUCAGCAAUUUAUUAUCAAAACAUUUCCAUUUUACUUGUUUACAUUAAUGGUUUAAGAGCUGGAAGCUUUGACAUAUUCCGUCUAUAAUGUUUUGUUUUGUAUUCCGAUGUAGCUUGUGUAUUUGUUUUUUGAUAAAUCAAAUUACAGACAUGUGGAUGAAAUGGCACAGCAAGUCCUCAAGUAUCAUCAACGGGCUGUAAACUGCCACGGUGCUUCUUACCGAAUGUAUCUCUUUAAUCUGUACUAUGAAUAAAGAUGAUUGACACAUGAA
Molecule: messenger RNA, 3652 nt
Organism: Lates calcarifer (barramundi perch)
Lineage: Eukaryota; Metazoa; Chordata; Actinopteri; Centropomidae
Gene: tmem110l
Product: transmembrane protein 110, like
Exons: 8
Coding region: 423-1337 (304 amino acids)
Cellular component (GO): membrane
Source: RefSeq, a predicted model, not a curated record